This is a messenger RNA of Dioszegia hungarica, 891 nucleotides long. RefSeq names its product bucentaur or craniofacial development-domain-containing protein. Lineage: Eukaryota; Fungi; Basidiomycota; Tremellomycetes; Tremellales; Bulleribasidiaceae. The transcript has 3 exons. Bases 1 to 891 code for a protein of 296 amino acids. The record is from RefSeq and is a predicted model, not a curated record.
AUGUCUACACUAGCCGCAGCCGACCUCCCAUCAGACGAAGAAGGGGACGCAGAUUUCGUGCCCUCCACUCGACCCGCCAAAAAGCGCAAGCUCACCAAGUCGAAGCUCAAAACCGGCGCCGGGUCUGGGUCUGACGCCGGCUCUGGAUCCGACUCGUCCGGCUCGUCAGAAAGUGAUGAGGACGAUGAGGAUGAUCAGGUGGAUAAGGAGGAAGCGAAGAAGUUGAGGGAAGAGGCGGAGAGGGUAGAUGCGGAGGAGAGGAAGAGGAAGGCCGCUAAGGCGUUUGCGGCGUUCAAGGAUGAGGCUGCUGGUGCUUCGCCUGCAGUAGGAGGGGUGGGGAGUGGGAAGGAAAAGGAGGAGAUGGUGGUUGUCAAGAGGGAGAGGAAGUUUGCUGGGGAGACAAUCAUCGAGACUGUUUCUCUACCGAGGAGCCAUCCAGAGGCGAUUGCAUACCUAGCUGCAUCUACCUCCUCUCCGGAAAUGGAAGUCGAUAUGGGCAAACCCUCAUCCUCUGCGACCACUAGCGGUGAUGCUGGUCCUGCCUUGACAGCCGCCAAUGUUGCUCCGUCAUCCACCUUAGCGCCCACUCCAUCCUCGUCCACUGCCCCAUCCUCCUCCAUCCCCAAACCGCCUGCCAGAGGUCCGCCCAAGCGUAAACCCCGCCAAUCGCUCGAACAGCUCUCAGCAGGCCUGAGCGGGGGCAAGAAGAUGACGACUCUCGAAAAGUCGGCGAUGGACUGGAAAUCGCACGUCGCGUCGUCGUCAAACGUCUCGGACGAGCUUGACGCCAAUCGCCGGUCGGGCGGUCUUCUCGCCAAGCGGGCCUUUUUGGAUCGGGUCGGGGAUCGGCGGAACGAGACGAUGGAGAGUAAACGCAAAACGGGGAGAUGA